UGUGCGGGGGGGAGGGGGGGGCGAAGGAAAGCAGAGGCCACGCCCACCCUCCUUUGCGGCAACCGCGAGCGAGAAGGCGACUCUCGCGCGGCCAGUAACCAACUGUCAGAGGAGCGAGCGCGAGAGGGAGCGCGAGAGAGCGACGGUUGGCGGCGCCCAGAGCGGCAGCGAGCGAGCGAGUCACCGACCGACUGACCGACCGACAGAGAGAGAGACCCGAGCCCCAGGUCAAGGCCUCCCUGCGUCGGCUGGUAACAAGCUGUUCUUCACCUGGCCAACAACUGCAUUGCCGAGGCCUGCAUAGUGUGAUUAAGUGAUCGUUGCAGAAGAAAUGGCGCUGCCAUUUAAGAAGGACCUGGAAAAGUACAGGGAUAUCGAUGAGGAUGAGCUGCUCAACAAACUAACAGAUGCUGAACUAAAGCAACUGGAGAAUGCUUUAGAAGAGCUGGAUCCAGAGAAUGCACUGCUUCCAGCAGGUUUUCGUCAGAAAGACCAGACUGGCAAAAACCCGACGGGCGCCUUUGAUAGAGACAGCCUUCUAAACUUCUUAGAGAAGGAGGCUUUAGAAUAUAAAGACAGGGAGGAUGUUGUUCCAUUCACAGGGGAGAGGAAAGGAAAAGCAUGGGUACCCAAACGGAAGCCUGUGGAGCAGCGGGUUGAGGAGAAAGUGACCCUGGAUCCAGAACGAGAAGCCCUAACCAGUGCGACAGAUACAGAGCUCUGUGAUCUUGCAGCCAUUCUUGGAAUGCACACGCUGAGCAACACACAGUUCUACGAUGCCAUUGGAAAUAUUGGUAACAAAGAGGGCUUCAACAAUGUUGUCAAAGGUGAGAAGGUCAAACCAGUUUUUAAUGAACCUCCCAACCCAACAAACGUAGAAGAAAGUUUACAAAGAAUAAAAAGCAACGAUCCUGGACUGGUGGAGGUUAAUCUUAAUAACAUAAAGAACAUUCCCAUUCCAACGCUAAAAGACUUCGCAGAAGCCUUGAAGAAGAAUACAAAUGUGAAGAAAUUCAGCUUGGCAGCAAGUCGGAGCAAUGAUCCCAUAGCCCUUUCUUUUGCAGAUAUGCUUCGAGUAAACAAGGCUCUUAAGAGUCUAAAUCUAGAGUCCAACUUCAUUACCGGAGUGGGUAUACAGGCAAUUAUAGAUGCAUUGAAGGAGAAUGAAACGCUAUCGGAGAUCAAGAUCGACAAUCAGCGUCAGCAAUUGGGUGCCACCGUUGAAAUGGAAAUUGCGCGGAUGCUGGAGAUAAACACCGCAAUCCUUAAGUUUGGGUAUCAUUUUAUGCAACAAGGACCACGAACCAGGGCUGCAGCUGCCAUAACGAAGAACAAUGAUUUAGUCCGUAAAAAGCGAGUUGAAGGAGAUGCAUAUUAAAGUAAUCUGGAAACUUUGCCUGCCUGGUGCUGUAUUUCGUCCUAUGGAAGAUCCACUACAAUGCAUUGGGCACAUCGCCAAGCCUAGAUCAAGGCAUUCUCACACUUUGCUGUCUGGGUAGAAGGGAAAAGACUGGAAUUUCACCCCCUCCACUGUUAUUAUCAGUAAAUGUAAUCUAGUAGUGUAACUUUUUUUUUAUCCAUAAACAUCACAUUUUUUUUCUUUUCAGGGGACUUCUUAACUAGCACCAAACUCCAUAAAAACGGGUGUUUUCAAAAGAUGUAUGUUAAAAUGUCCCAUGGCAGGAAAAAUGUUUGACUUGAAAUUUGCACAGUGGUCAAUGUCAAGUAUUUUUAACCUUUUUUUAUAUAAACUGUAAUAAAAAGCUGUGCUAAAUUGUAGAACGUGUUGUGCAGUUAAGUGUCAUUUUGUACUGCACUUUAAUAUUCAUUCCACUGUAUCAGGAUUCAAAUCACAAAACUUGCAAACUUUUAAACGUUUUUUGUAUUAAUGCAAAUAACUACUGUGAGUUUUUUUUUUCUUGAGACUCAAGAUUUUUUUUGCAGCUUUGUUCUAGCUGUGCAGUGGCUGAACCACAGCCCCUGCAGGUGACUUUGGGUCACUCUUCCACGUGGGUGUACUGUGGUGAGAACGGUUAAAUCAAGGUUUUAAACACAGGGAUAUUUGUUCAGCCUUUUUCAGCCCCCAAAAAUGCUACUUCGCCACCUUCAAUUUGUUGGUAUUCCUUUUGCUGCAAAUCACGUUAUGAUACCAAAACGUUUUACAUCGACGGAACUCUUCAUAGAAAAUACAAAGUAAUACGUUUGCAGUUUGGGUUCCAAAUACGUUAGUCAGCAAUAGUAACAGUUUAACCAAAGAUCUAAUUCUGGGUUCUUUGCAGUUUUACUUGCAGUGCAUUUCAUAAAAUCCUGCAAGCAUUUCCAGCAGAGCAAUUUGGGCUCUUGGAGAGCGGAAGUAUUAGGGAAAUUGAUCUAAAUCAGUCCGUGAAUCAAAUGCUAACUUUUUUUUUAAAGGAAUCCAUGCCAACUGCACUGAAAGCUACAUACAGUCAUUUGAAUUUUUUUUAUAUAUACUGUAUCCCCUUUAUGGAGUUCUUAAAUUUGUUUUAGUCUAACUUCACUUACACUAUCUGUGGCAGCAUGAUCAUUGGAGGAAACAUUCCGAAUGUCGGGAGUAUGUUGGGCAUGCUAAUAUCAUUGUAAUGACGCUUAAAGGACCAAGUUGUUGUAAAUGCUGUGUGACCAAGUUGUAGGCUUAUGUAUUUUGUCUGUGGUUAAACUAUAUUAUGAUAAUGGGGUGAGUACUGUAGCUCUUAUCAAUGUUCAUCGACCGUGUAUAAUGUCUGUUCCCCCCCCUCUCCUGUCAACUAACACACCACAAAGGUUUGCCAUUUUUCAGAUAUACAAUUAAUAUGGGUAUGUAAAGAAAAAUUGCCAUAAAUGCUUGAGUGUUGAAACAUUUCAGCUUGCCUGCAAUGCAUAGGGUCUUGUUUUUACAUGAAUGGAAACGGUUUUGUGGUAGUAAAUGCUUACAAGUUAACCUUGGAUGUUGGAAAAUAUUUGUACAGCUAGCCUCUGCAACUGGCAAAACACUCACUUUGACGAGAUGUUCGAGUUUUGUAUAGUAUUAAGUAUUGGGUUGCAACCUAUUAAAAUUCAGUUGCGUUUAAAAAUGAAUUGAGCUGUUAAAAGGAGGGAAACUAUGUUUAAAAAAUAAAUGCUGAGUAUAUUGUAAAUGUACAGCAUUUGAUGAUGAUAACAUGUGGGAUAAUAAACAUUUUUAAUAACUCGUU
This is a messenger RNA of Callorhinchus milii (elephant shark), 3191 nucleotides long. It is a transcript of the gene tmod2, whose product is annotated as tropomodulin 2. Gene Ontology annotation, molecular function: tropomyosin binding. Gene Ontology annotation, cellular component: myofibril; striated muscle thin filament. The record is from RefSeq and is a predicted model, not a curated record. Gene Ontology annotation, biological process: pointed-end actin filament capping; muscle contraction; myofibril assembly. Lineage: Eukaryota; Metazoa; Chordata; Chondrichthyes; Chimaeriformes; Callorhinchidae.